AUGUUUGAUGUUGCUACGAGAUACUUUUCCUCUCUCUUUUGCUCUUCUAAAACGGCUACCGAUGAGGAGAUUCUCCAAGCCAUUGAUCGAUGCGUCUCUCCGAGUGAAAAUAAGUUGCUUUGCCGAGAGUUCUCCGCCGAGGAGGUCACCAAUGCCUUUUCUCAAGUUAAUCCGUUGAAAGCGCCUGGCUUCGAUGGACUUUCAGGUCAUUUCUUUCGUUCGUUUUGGAAUAUUGUUGGUUGUGACUUUGUUAAUCUUUGUCUUAGUCUUUUGAAUGGUACGAUGAAUUUUAAUUUUGUUAAUCGUACCAUUAUUGUCCUUAUUCCAAAGGUUAACAACCCUACUUUAAUGAAGCAAUUUAGACCGAUUAGCUUAUGCUCGAUCAUCUAUAAAGUCGUGUCAAAAGUUAUUGUUAAUCGCCUUAAACCGUUGAUGCAUGCUUGUAUUGCUGAAAACCAAUGCGCUUUUGUCCUUGGUAGACGUAUCUCUGACAAUUUUUUAGUAGCUCAUGAAAUUUUCCAUUAUCUUAAGGGAUCUAAAAAUGGUCCUAAUAAGGGAGCUGCCAUUAAACUUGAUAUGGAGAAAGCGUAUGAUAGAGGACUCUCUGCUUUAUUACUUAAGGCCCAAAGGAGGAAUGAGAUUAAAGGAAUUAGAGCGAGCAUGAGAGGGUCACGGAUUUGUCAUUUGUUGUAUACCGACGAUAGCCUCUUGUUUGUGAAGAAUUCGAUGGUGGAGGUGUGCAAGAUUAAGAGCAUCUUGAACCAAUAUGAGAAGGCCUCGGGACAAAAAGUGAAUUUUGAGAAAUCAAGCAUUUACUUUAGUCCUAAUACCCCUACUUCAGAUAGAUUGAACUUCUUGAAUGAGUUAGGUGUUGUUGAGGCCUCGGACCCGGGGAAUUAUCUUGGAUUGCCGCUCAUAGUUGAAAAAGGCAAACGUGCAGCUUUUAAUUUUAUCAGAGAUAACACCGAGAAGAGGAUUCAAGGAUGGACCAAGCGACUAUUAUCUUUUGGAGGACGAGAAGUUUUCAUCAAGUCGGUGGUUCAAGCUCUUCCAGCCUAUGCAAUGUCUUGUUAUCUUCUCCUGGAGGGUGUUAUCGAGGAUAUCAAGUCCCAAGCGCGAUCAUAUUGGUGGUCUGGGAAACAGAAUGCUAGAGGAUGGGCUAUGGUGGCUUGGGACAAGGUUUGCCGUCCCAAGAAAUUUGGAGGGAUGGGAUUUAGAGAUCUUAAAUUGUUUAAUUUUGCGCCCCUUGGAAAUCAGAUAUGGAGACUUAUCCAAUAUGACAAUUCUUUGGCGUUUAAGGUACUCAAAGCUAAAUACUUUCCUAACACUUCUUUUUUGAGGCGAAAGACAUUCCUAUGCGUGGGCAAGCAUUGUGAAGGCCAAAGAGGCGCUUAA
This is a messenger RNA of Hibiscus syriacus, 1395 nucleotides long. RefSeq lists its product as uncharacterized. Lineage: Eukaryota; Viridiplantae; Streptophyta; Magnoliopsida; Malvales; Malvaceae. The record is from RefSeq and is a predicted model, not a curated record. The coding region runs from base 1 to 1395 and encodes 464 amino acids. The transcript has 2 exons.